CUUGCAGAUCUGCUCAAAGUUUUAGCGAUGAGCUUUCAAAUACUACCGAGAAUUUAGGUGAAAAGUGCUAUCAUAAACAUGUCUGCGUCUGUUCAUUGAUUCUAAAGUGAUUUUAAUUUUUAGGUGUAUGUCACGUGGAUGAUGUAUUAUUAGUCCUCUACAGUAACCAUAACCACAUAGACCCGUCAACUACAGCCAGUGACAGAGCCAUGCAACAGAAUAUGCUCGAUUUUUGGGAAUCCUUAGCCAGCACUAGAUCUCCAGAUUUAGGCACGCAAUGGCCAAGGUUGAACGCUUCCUCUAGCGACUUUGAAUAUAUGAAUAUCGCUGGUCCUGGAAAGUUCAAAAUGAAGACUAAUAAUAAUUUGGGUGAGAUCCACUUCUGGGAUCAAAUAGGACUUUCAUCAAGUACACACCAUAAUAUAAAGGCAAUUGCAAUGUCUCAAUACGAACAAUUACUAUUUUGUAUAAAUUCACAGUCCAUCCUCUCAGCAUAUUCCAUCAAUUCAUAA
Messenger RNA from Nasonia vitripennis (jewel wasp), 512 nucleotides. RefSeq names its product venom carboxylesterase-6-like. The record is from RefSeq and is a predicted model, not a curated record. Bases 210 to 512 code for a protein of 100 amino acids. Lineage: Eukaryota; Metazoa; Arthropoda; Insecta; Hymenoptera; Pteromalidae. The transcript has 2 exons.